UAGCUAUAAAAGCAGGACUUAAAACUACGUGACUAACACUCCUGCGAUCGAGACAACAUUCAGAAAAUGUUCAAGGUAUUUUUACUUGCGACGAUUGUUCUAAGUGUGUACGCAAAAGAAGGCAGGCAUAACCGCCUAGAAAUACAGCAGAACUCCAAAAUCUUCAAACAGCUGUCUCGGACCUGGUCAACUAAUAAAAUCACUCCAACAUCGAUAGAAAGUUCUGAAAAAGUGUGCCCAAAUCUGGCAAUCGUCAAACAAACAUUUGAUGUAAAUGAACGCUCCAUCUCCCCCUGGCGAUACAGCAUUAACGAGGACCAUCAGCGGAUUCCUGAAAAGAUUGCAUUUGCUCAAUGUCUGUGUAGCGGAUGUAUUGAUAUAAGAACUGGACAUGAGACAAAUGCUUUGAAUUCAGUAGAGAUUAACCAGUCAAUGGUGGUGAUGAGGAUGAAAGAAAAUUCAUCAGAUCAGAAAGAGAGCAAGAAGAUCUGGACUGUCGAGCGCAUUUCAGUUCCAGUGGCCUGCAUAUGUGUCAGGCCUAAAAUCAAUCCCUGAGGUUUAACCUUUUUAAAUAAGGAGUCAUAUUAGGUUUCAAAAGCCUUAUGUGUUGUGUUUGUUUUAAAACACAGAAUGUUUCCUAUUUAAUGGGUCAUAUUAACUCAGUAUGUUGCUUAUAUUUACUAAGCGUGAAAUGUAAUGCCUGUCAGUAAAGGUGCUUACUGUUUAAUAUUAAUAUAUUUAUUUGUUAUUAUUAUAACUUUCAAUGGAAGAAACAGAAAAUUGUUUAUUAGUUAAAGGGCCCUUAUUUGUAAUCCUCAUAUUUUAUGUAGAGGAAGUAACGCAAGUCAAUGGUAAGAGUGGAUCUGGUUGUUUCCAUUCCACUCACCUAACCACCACAAACCAUUACCAGUCUAAUAUUUCCAGCCUAGAAAAAGAAUUGAAAAGUUAACCAUUAUUGGAAGAUAAAAUCCCAAAGCAUUGUUCCCAACAAAAUAUUUAGUCAUACUUUUAUUUUAUACAUAUUUUUUCUGAGAAGGUAAAAUGGAAAUUAGGCCUUGUCAUUUUCUUGUAAUAGCACUAUUUCAAAAUACUGUAGCAAUGCUGUGAUAACUUAUUUAAGAUUUGUCUUGUGUGUGUGAUAAUAAUGUUGCAUGUCAUUUUCAAUCAGGGAGGGGACACAGUGAAAACUGUUUUUCAUUCCAGGCAAUCUUAUUGCCAGUAGUUCAAAUUACUCUUGUGAUUCAGGCAAGGCAGUUGUGGUCAUGUAGCUUCAGGCUUUUGUUUCAGACAAUUUCUUAAUUAGAAUUGAAUUAUUUAGAUUUAUAGAGCAUGUUUAAUUAGUUGGUUUGUUCAUUUUUUUAUGUUUAACUCCUUCCAGCCUAUAUUUUAUUUUUCUAUGAAAAUCGACAACAUAAUCUGGAAGGCAUAAGAACUCCUACAUUUUUUUAAAACAUUGUAUUUAAGUAAGUUACUUCAAGAUGAACAGACAUACAGAUUAAAACUUAGUUGUUUAUUAAUUAUCUUUGGAGGAAAACAACAGAAAAAAUGUAAUUCUCAAAGAGAAGUUAAACUAAAAUGAUGGGAAAGAAAAAAAAAAAAGACUGGAAAUUAAUAUAUUUCCCUGCACUCUUAAGCCAGGGCAGUAGUAAGCCUUCUCUGAGUUUCAGAGUAAUGGCAGAUUAUGAUUGAUUACCAGACACAGCAAACAGUGCUAGGGAGAGCAAUCUAAUUUUAGAAAAAAGCUAAUUUAACAGGAUUACUGUUUAAGAAAAUUAUUUGGAACAAAAUCCCCAUUAACAACAAUAUUACAACAGAAUAGUUGUCUUUUCAAGUGAUGAUGUUUUGCAUCUCCUAGAUGUAUCCUAUUAGUUAAUACCGGUGUGAAUGAUAAGCAUUUAAUUAUAAAUUCUAAAUAAAAUAGUAGAAACAGUAGACUUAGGCAACUAAGACCACCAGAAGCAUAAAACAUUGCAAAGCUGGUUAAAAAUGCCCUAUUCAGUGUGCCUGUUUGAGCUUUCCCCCAAAUGGGCAGACAUCUUGAACUCUUAAACCCUGUCUUAGAAAUGAUGAGUAGUUUAGAAUUCUACCAAUGCUUUUCAUUGAUGUUUGGGCACUAAAUGUAAAACAUAAAUACUAAUGUAUUUUGAAUAAUGUUCAAUUGUGGGCCAACAAUACAAUAAGUAUAAUGACCACAAAACCAUGUGUAGAAAAAAAAAAGAUUAUAUAUUUAUAGUUUUUACAAUACAACACAAUGUG
Molecule: messenger RNA, 2256 nt
Organism: Polypterus senegalus (gray bichir)
Lineage: Eukaryota; Metazoa; Chordata; Cladistia; Polypteriformes; Polypteridae
Gene: il17c
Product: interleukin 17c
Exons: 3
Coding region: 67-555 (162 amino acids)
Biological process (GO): inflammatory response
Cellular component (GO): extracellular region
Molecular function (GO): cytokine activity
Source: RefSeq, a predicted model, not a curated record